AUGGGAGCUACACCCAUUACACGCUGUGUUUUCAGCGGGCUACGAGGAAGCUGCUGCUGCAGCUCUGAUACAGAAAGAGCAACGCAGCGAAACACGCAGGCUGCUAGCUCAGAGGCGGCAUGGCGGGGCUACAGGACUUCCAACAAGACAGCCACUGUCACAGGAAAUCGUGGAUUAAUAUAUUAUUAGGAAUACUUCAGAUACUUCUACCAUACGUUCAACACGGAGAGGCUCAGCUGCAAGCUCUGAGUCAGAUGUCCACGAGCGUGGUUGAGGUCUGGCAGCCAGAGGAGACGGACCCAUUUGUGCCGCUUCAGGUGGUGGAGGAGAGAAGAAGAGAUGGUCUUCCUCUGGAAGACAGUUCCUCUCCAUAUACGCAAGAGAAUGGGAUGCCUCUGCAUAUUCAGCCCCCAGUGUUGGAUUUUGGGACACAGCCGCUGGGGUUGCCAAGAGCUGAAACCAUAUAUAUACACAACCCCAGCCAGGAAGUUCCUGUGACCGUGCUGUCGAUGUUUCCAUCCAGCAGGCAAUUUUACAUACCUUCCUUUCACAGAAGAGUCAUACCACCGAAGGGGAAGGCAUCUUUUAAACUAAUUUUCCUCCCAUCUGAGGAGGGCAGUGCAGAAAACACAUUAUUUAUAAACACAUCAGCCCAUGGACUGCUUUCGUACCAGGUGUUUGGUGUGGGAACCCACCAGACUAAAUUAAAAUCUUCCCAACGAAAGGAAACUCAUCUAAUAUUCCCUCACAUCCAGAGCAUAAAGCUGACCCAAACUCAGGAAGAUGCCUCUAACAUCACCAUUCUGGGUCUGCUCCUGGAAUGCAGUUUACCAAAGAGUUUACUGAGCAGUCCUCAGGGGUCCUGCCUCCAGAAAGAGGAGUGUCUCAGUCUCCAGAUUAAUCUGUCUGCUUGUGGUGACCGGCCCGCUGAACUGGACAAGCUCAAGCCCUACGUCAUUGAGCACAUUUUGUUCCUGCUGGUCACUCCUGCUGUUGGACCAGCUGCAUUUGGGGAUGCAAAAAUAGGAGUUUAUAUGUUGAAUUCUGGAGGGAAACAGCUCUACAUAAAGGACAUGCAGGUGUUGUCAAAGGUGGAGACCAGCCUAAACUUUAACAAGGUUCUUCUAAGACCAGAGGCAAAGAACUUCACCCAGGUGGCCAGCUUAACAUGCAGAGGUAUAUUUCCAGAUCAUGGACAGAAGUGUAUAAGUCAUAUCAGUUUAAAAAUAAUGGGGAACAAAACGACCUCCAGCUUCCCAGGAUUACACAUCACACACAGAUGGACAGUAGGGGAUUUGUUCAGUUUGUUUCAGGUGAAACAAAGUAACCACCACCAGAUGGAGCUAUGGUUCUCAAACCCUUCCCCUCUGCCUUUCACUUUGGUCAACGCCACGCUGUCAGAGAUGCUGCAGGGCGUGGUGAAGGUGGUGAACUUCAGUAGUCCAUUGAGCGUCUCCACAGGUUGCUGGCGAAUCCUGUCCCUCCAACUGCUAAACAGGACUCUGCCUCUGAACUACAUGCUGACCCUGAGUCUGGACACUAGGCUCGGCAUCAGACUGCACAUUCCCUUCUACUUUCAUUUAACUUCAUCAAAGGAGGAGGUGGUGUUUGAGGCCGAGCGUGAGUGUGCACGGCAAUGUUCUCUUCGGUUAUCUGAAGCAGGUCGCCAGGAGUGGCAGCGAUCCCUUCAGCCAGACUCUUUCACCUCUUCCUGGGUUGUAGACAGCAAGCUGGCUGCAGAGCUCUGCUCUCGGUCACAGAAUUACAAAGACAAACUACCCUGCAGGUGGCCCAGGCUUCUUGCUGAGGGAUCUGCUCCUCUGAACUUUGGGGCUACGCCUGUCAAUGAGAGCAAAGUUAAAACAUUCAUGCUGAAGAAUCCUUCACCCUCAGUGGUUUCUGUGGAGAUUCGAACCCUUUCCCUUUACCCUUCUCCCAGUGAAGCUCUGGACCUUCUAACCAAAUGGUUUAAUAUCAGCUCCCAAACUGUGAACAUCAGCACAGAAGAGUUUUCUCUGCUGGCUUCUCCUCCAAAGGCAGGUGAGAGCGCAGCAGAUGUAACAGGAGAGGGUGUUCUGCGUCUGCUGCUGCAGCCCUGGGAGACCAGAGAGGUUGCUGUGGUGUUUAGCCCCACCCAACACAAACCAACCAACACCAUUCUCAUUAUCAGAAACAACUUGACAGUAUUUGACAUGGUGACCCUACAAGGCCAUGGAGCCAAAGAACUCCUAAGAGUCGGGGGUAAACUUCCUGGUCCAGGCGUGUCUUUACGCUUCAACGUUCCUCAGUCUACUCUGAUGGAGUGUCGUGACGGUCUGCGCACCAGUAAGCCUCUGUUUGCUAUCAGGAAGAGUUUUAAGGUGGAGAAUGCAGGAGAGCUUCCUCUAACUGUCAUGUCCAUGAACAUCAAUGGUUAUGCGUGUCAGGGGUAUGGCUUUGAGGUGCUGCAGUGUCGCUCCUUCAGGCUGGAGCACAACACUUCCUCUGAGAUCACAAUUGCGUUUACACCAGACUUCACGUCCUCCUGGGUGAUUCGGGACCUCACCUUGGUGACAUCACGUGGUAGCACUUUUCCUUUCACCCUUAACGUGACUCUGCCCCACCACAUGCUGCCACUCUGUGCCCAGGUGGUACCAGGCCCCAGCUGGGAAGAAACCUUUUGGGUUGUCACUCUCAUCUUCACAUGCUUCUCCUUGGUGGGCGUGUGUUUGAUGGCCUUCCAUCAGGCUCAGUACAUCCUCAGAGAGUUCUCUACCCCGAGCAUCCGGAGCAACCACAACUCUGUCCUAUCCCAGGAGAACAGCUCUGUCAAUAACAUCACCUCCAAUGGAGUAAAUAAAUCUAAAGGCAGCUGUAAGACCUACAUAGACACCUGUCACACAUCUGAUAAAGGAAAGGGCCGGGGCUCUUCAGCUGUGGCCAACAGCCCGCCCCCUCGGUCUCAGUCCUCAAAGAAAGGCUCAACCACUACCUUCCAACCACAGAAGAAGCAUAAGGUGUCGCUUUAUUACACCAAACAUAAGCCCAGCUCAGCCGCUGCUGCUGCUGCUGCCAUGGACGAAGAACACGAGGACCUGACACCAGACAGCCUCACUCCGGACUCCUGCAACGACAACCACCCAGCAUUCAUCAGCGAGCCAGAGAAAAAGAUGCCCACCCGCUUUCCAGAGAACUUCCAGGGCAACAUGGAGCACAGUACGUCAGCAGCAGUUAUGUUUCCUGUGGAAAUAGCUGCUAGGUUCCCUGAGGACGUCACACUGGCUCCAGGACCCAGACCCGGUUUGUUACUCUGCAGCCCUGUGGAGAGGAGCUGCAGCGAGAUCUACACAGAGAAGAUCGACUCUGAGAAAAGGGACAUUUCUGAGUUGGAGUUUGCAGAAGAAGCUAAAGAGCAGAAAAACAAGGCUCUGAAUCCAGAGAGUGGAACAGCAGUGGGAAACAAUAAGGGAAAGAGGAAUCGCAGGAUAACGGAAAAUGUCUCCAGUCCUCCUGAGCACAAUGUUAUAAACGUACCAGAAAGGGAGAAGGAACCUAAUUUGAAAACGAGGGAUCACAAUAUGAGCGAAAACCGUACCAGGAACCGUGGCUGCAGCGGCUUAAAGUCAGAAGUGCUGAAACCAGAAAACCCGCUCAAACAGAACAGUGUGUGUCCAAGUCGGAGUCGCAGAAGGUGUGGAGCAAUAGAGCGCCGUGCAGGGGGGUUGUCGGAGUCUGGCUCAGACUCUGGCAGUUCGUCGGGAAGCGUGAGGGCCAGCAGGGGGAGCUGGGGCAGCUGGAGCAGUGCAAGCAGCAUGGAGGGAGACAAGGACCACGGUGCUCGAACACACGCCUGCACUACCUCAUAUAGAAAAAGAGAUUUGAUGCAGAACUACCCUACAGAAACAGACUGCUACCAGAGCAUGAAUAACAACUACAAGGCCUCAAGCUUGUAUAACAAAGAGAUGUGCCAAAGCUCAGACCCUGCUCCCUCAAGCUUUGUCCCAAGUUUUGCUGAUGUGGCUGCAAGAAUAGACAGGAAUACAGCAGCUGGUCAUUAUGUGCCUGAAGAUACAUGGUCAGCUCCAUCCAUCCCUCUAACCAAUGAGUUCAGAUACAACACAACCGAAGCUCUGCCCUACAUACCUCAGCCAGUUGUCACCGCAUCGUACAACGGCUUCACGUGGAGCAGUGCCAACAGUCAUUGCAACAGUCCCUGCAGCUACACUGGAAAUGGACCUUUUCAGAGUGGUUUCCCCCGUCAGGGGGGGCAGAACGUCAAUGGCAGUCAGAGCAGCUGGAGUAAUGAGCAGCCUCAGGAAUCUCCUUCCACCUGGAACUCAGCAGCAUGUGUGGGCAGCAAGCCAUAUUUCUCGGGGACCCGCAGCCUCUCUCCCAUGUCCGGUCUGUUUGGCUCCAUCUGGACCCCUCAGACCCACUUCCCACCUGAGCGAUCAGUCCCAGUGUCCCCCAUGUCUCCCAUUACCCCCAUAACCCCUCCUCACUCCCCAUUCACCCGGGAGCCAGAGGGAACCUACCGGCCCAUCCAGUACUCCAGCUUCAACCCGUUUGGGCCGCACAUGAACCUGGACAUAUGGAACUCUUCAUCCAACCGCAGCUCCAACUCCCAGCUCUCCAACGACUCCGGCUACUGUGGAGAUGUCUGAAUCCGAAAACCAGAACAGCAGACCUUAAUACUUGCAAAUGCCUAAUAUAAAAGAAAGGAAAUAAAAAUGAAUGUUCUUUUAUCAACAGUGGGGAAAAUGUGAAUAUUACUUUUCUUUUAUUUUCCAAUUUUCAGAUGUUAAAUGUUGUGAGAGGUGAAACAUUUGUUGUAUAUUUUUCUAGAUUUGCAGUUUUGAUCAUAGAAAAUAAAAGCAAGGUUUUGUACUUGAA
Messenger RNA from Xiphophorus hellerii (green swordtail), 4872 nucleotides. RefSeq names its product transmembrane 131 like (gene tmem131l). NCBI's taxonomy places the organism in Eukaryota, Metazoa, Chordata, Actinopteri, Cyprinodontiformes, Poeciliidae. The record is from RefSeq and is a predicted model, not a curated record. Gene Ontology annotation, cellular component: membrane. The transcript has 34 exons. Bases 120 to 4643 code for a protein of 1507 amino acids.